CUGUCACGUCUCAAUCGACCAAUCGUGGCUCAGCAGAGGAGCGACACACCUGUAUAAAAGCAGACUCCGAUUCAUUGAAGCGGGAUAAAGAGCUGAGACACUUUCGCAUGGGGAGUCUCUGUUUGUCUGUCUAGUCUGUGCGCGCAGUAGUAAGCCUGGUGUGAGCGCUGGUUCUUGACUUUUAAAGAUGGAUGAAAUAUUCAACCACAGCGGAGCGCUCAAUCGAAGUUCGCCUGGCGAUGAGAAAUUCAGUUUCGAAGACAUCGACGUGAGCGCGGACUGCACCUUCAUCCUGAGGAUACUCAUCUCCGUGGUGUACUCCGUAGUUUGCGCAAUGGGUUUGGUGGGGAAUCUGCUCGUCUUCUUCCUCAUGAGGUUACGACAAGGUCGAAAGAGGUCCACCAUUAAUUUUUUCAUCAUCAACUUGGCAGUGACAGACUUCCAGUUCGUGCUCACUCUGCCCUUCUGGGCUGUGGACACCGCGCUCGACUUCAGCUGGCCGUUUGGAGACGCCAUGUGCAAAAUCAUCCUCUCGGUCACCGUGAUGAACAUGUACGCCAGCGUGUUUUUUCUCACUGCCAUGAGUGUGACCCGCUACCUGUCUGUCGCGUCGGCCCUAAAGAAAAAGGCUUACAGGAGGUCACGGUGUGUGAAGUGGGUGUGCGCGGUGCUGUGGGUGGCGGCAACGGUGGCAACAGCUCCGACAACUAUCUUCUCCACCGUGACUGUGGUCGCUGGAGAAAAACUCUGCCUCCUUAAGUUUCCUGAAGGGCACGACUGGCUCGCCCUCUAUCACAUCCAGAAAAUACUGAUAGCGUUUGUCAUCCCUAUGCUCAUAGUGUCUGCUAAUUACCUGAUGCUCCUGCGCUUCGUCAGGCGGAGGAGCAUGGACAGCAGCAACCCGAAACGAAGAUCUAGAGUCACCAAAUCUGUCGCUAUCGUGGUUUUGUCUUUCUUCUGCUGCUGGAUGCCAAAUCACGCCAUCACCUUUUGGGGUGUCUUGGUUAAAUUUAACGCAGUCAACUGGGAUAAAUCAUAUUACAUGGUGCACACGUACGUGUUCCCGGUUACUGUGUGCUUGGCGCACGCAAACAGCUGCUUGAACCCGGUGCUUUACUGCCUGAUGAGGCCAGAGAUCAGGAAGAUGCUCAGCGGUUUGUUUUGGAGAGUCUCCACUCCGUCCUCCAACAAGGGCUGCGCGACGCGCUCUUUUACGCACGGAGAAACGCAGGGAGUUGUACCUCUCCAGAUCAUGGACAAUGGAGAGUACACGCUGUCCAUAAUAGACCGGAAAGGCUUAACAAGCUCCAAAAUGAUCCCAUACACCCGAUAACACUCAUCUGGGGAAAAAACAGACCCCAUGCAGCUGUUGUUUUUUGUUGUUUUUCGCUCUGGUUGUCCACCUGUAGCUUCCAUUUGUCAUGCGUAAUGCUUUUCGCUAGUGUCCCAAAUUUGAACAUUUUCAACGACACACGGUCGUGUGUCAGCCAUCAGGACAUGGACUAUGUAUGACAAGUGUGUUGUGGCGUUGACUUUAUCUUCAUUUUUAAAAACUGUCACAAGAAUACCUGAUGAUCACACUGAUGAACGAGUCGACGUGCAUUGAAUUUCGCUUUCCCUUCUCGCCUUUAAAAUGCGGCGGCACGUAGCUUUUCUUGGCGUCUGUUGUAGAUAACUUUUAUAUCAUAUAUUUUUUACUUCAUUCGACAGCGAUGAUGGAUAAGAAACACGGAGGAAAGAGAGACUGGGACCCACGGACCCCGAUCUUAGACAGAAACGUUGGAUUGUAUUAUGUAAAGCGACCUAUAAUUGAUAACGGGAUUAAAACAGAAUCACACGAUUGUAAUGUUUUCUGAACAUCGUGUAAAGCCUUCCGUAAAUCUGUAAAUGAGAUCGUAAGUGGAUGAUUUAUUUACCCUUCAGCCAGGUGCAUUUAUUGUGAUUCUCUGCUUCAUUUCACAAAUCAAUCCAAUCACAAUGUUAAUCUCACAGAGCGUCUUCAGUUUUGUGUAAUUUCUCUAAGAAGAGGAUUGACAUUCAGUGUUAUAUUCUGUAAUAUUUUGUGUAUAUAGAAAUGUAAUAUCCAAAGCUGUGUGCUACCGCCACUGUGUGUACAAAAAAAGGGUAUAUUGUGUAUUUUAUUGUAUAUUUGCACUGUUUUUACACUGGAGGUUUCUCUCACAUCAUUAAAAAACACGAACGUGGCCACAACCUUCUGGUAAUGGACAUAAACAUAGUGCUUAUUCAUAUCAUAUUGAAUAUCUAAUUACAGUUCUGAGCAUGCUUUGUUACUCUCCCACUUUCUGCUCCUGGAUCAGGGUUCUGAAUGCUUAUCCAAAGAGUACAGGAGUACUAAACAGGGCUUUCUGUUGUCUCCACUCUAGUUUAUUGCCAUAGAACCUAUAGCCAUGCAAUUAGAAAAAGAGGCUGACGCAUAAAAUUAUCACUGAGUGCAGAUGACCUUUUUUCUUUGUUUCUCUGAACCUUGCCAUGGACAUCAUAUCUAAAUUUGGCCGAUAUCAUAAAUCAAUAAAUCUAUCCAAAAGCUCAAUAUUUCUAAUAAAUGACCAUAGUUAGAUUUUGAUUGGUUCCCUUUAAAGUAGCUAGAGACUAAUUUAUAUUCUUGGCUGUUUCAGUAAAUAUAAUGGCCUGUUCAAAUAUGAAGCCAUAUGUUGCCAGUGUUAGAGAAAAUCAGUGGUCACUGAUUAGAACGAAGCAGGGAACUGGUGCUGCCAAAUCUUCUGCAUUACACACUGGGCUUCCAACAUUCACAGAGUUAUCUACUGUGUAUCAAAUUUCUAUCAGAUCACUGGACAAUUAUGAGCUUGAGAUGGGACAGUUUGCUUGUAAUCCAGUGUCCUUUGCGCACCUCACAGUGAAAAUAAAGCCAGACAGUCAACCUCAUUGUGAAUGGCUUUGAAACUAUGGUCAAAGUUUGAACAGGUGCUCACUUUGUUACCUAUUGUGUCCAAUGGGAUAUUUCAAUCUUCAUUCGAAGACUAUGCUUUCCAGUUAUGGUUCGGGAAGGGGCACCACUGUAUAAGAGAUAUUGUUCAAAGCAAUGACUUUAUUUCUUUUGAGGACAUCGUCAGAGAACAAGACAUAUUUAAAUCUAAUUUCUUCAGGAGCAUAGAGCGUAGUCUAGACACAAAUAGUUUUGUUUCCUUCCAAUCUUCCCCAGUUGGUUUGGUUAGAUCGAAAUCUUGAACCUGCUCUGAUAUCUAUUGUGCAGUGCAAUUCAAAGGGACCAUCUCAGGGAACAAUAGGGUAAAGACUUGGGAGCUGACAUUUCAGAUGAAGUUUUGGCAGUUUUCUUUGUAAGACAUAGGUUAUUACAAUGUGAGAUAAUCCACAGACUUUGAAUAAGAGACAAAAAUCAAACCUGAUAAGAUGUUCCCAGGAACCAACUUAGUCCAGCUGCUAUCAAGACAAAGCCACCAAUUCAAUUCAGUUUUUUAUUUUAGUGCUAAAUCACGACAGGAGUUAUCUCAGGACACAGAGCAGGUCAAGACAGUACUCCUUAUGAAAUUAUUCAAAGACCCAACAGUUCCCACCAUGAGCAAGCACUUGGCAACAGAGGCAUGGAAAAACCUCCUUAGAAGAGGCAGAAACCUCUAAAUAUCAACCAGACCCUACAUGAGUGUCUCUGGUCAGUCCGAUGCAUGUUUUCCUCCCUACUAUCAUGAAGGCUGAUACUAUUACCCUAAACUCUACAAUCAUACACAGAUAAAGAUUUUAAAAUGUAUUUAUAUUUAUAUUUACAUUUUUAUUUGUUUCAUUUAUAUAUUUGUUUAUUUGUUUGCAGUGUUGUGCAGUUGUAUGAUGUUUGACAUGU
This is a messenger RNA of Dicentrarchus labrax (European seabass), 3835 nucleotides long. It is a transcript of the gene rxfp3.3a2, whose product is annotated as relaxin family peptide receptor 3.3a2. Gene Ontology annotation, molecular function: G protein-coupled receptor activity. Bases 188 to 1333 code for a protein of 381 amino acids. The record is from RefSeq and is a predicted model, not a curated record. Gene Ontology annotation, biological process: G protein-coupled receptor signaling pathway; immune response. Gene Ontology annotation, cellular component: membrane. Lineage: Eukaryota; Metazoa; Chordata; Actinopteri; Moronidae. The transcript has a single exon.